AUGAGGCACUAUUCUGUCAUGCACAAGUUCCAAUUUAGGGUUAAAAGAUCUAGCCAUAGAAGCUACUGGCUUAUAUGCGUUGCAGAAAACUGUAAUUGGCACUUCAAGGAAACAUCAAUUAAUGAUUCUGCAAUGUUCAAGAUCAGGAGUUUCAAUCGACAACACAUAUGCACCUCAUUGGACGAUACAUUCAUACAGCGCAAACGUACUGCAGUUGUAGUUGGUAGCAUGGUCAUGCCAAAGUAUUAUGAUCCUAAGACAGUUUACACAGCGAAGGACAUACAAACAGACAUGGUGUCCCAACACGGAGUGAACCUAAGCUACAUGCAAGCAUGGAGGGCAAAGGAAAAGGCUUUACAGUUAUUGAGAGGUCAUCCGGCUGACUCCUACAGCAAAUUACCAAAAUAUUUUUAUAUUCUUAAGAAGACGUAUCCUGGUUCAGUUGUUAAAUUGAAGAAGACAACAGAUGAGUGCUUCUUAUAUGCAUUUGUUGCUCUUUGUACAUCAAUAAGUGGUUGGGAAUAUUGUAGACCAGUAGUCGUGGUUGAUGGGACAUUCUUAAAGACAGCCUACAGGGGAAUUAUGCUAACAGCAAGCACAAUGGAUACAACAGGUACAAUAUUGCCUUUGGCAUAUGCUGUGGUUGAUUCGGAAAACGACGCAUCGUGGAAGUGGUUUUUUGAGCAAUUCAAGCAAGCAUAUGGUGAAAGAACUUCAAUGUGUGUUGUUUCAGAUAGGAAUGAGACUUUAAGGGACAAGAAUAAAGGAUACGAAAACUAUUGCUCUCUGUAUUACACAAGGGAGAGCCUACUGCGUACAUAUGAAAUACCAGUAAAUCCCCUUCCUGAUGAAAGCAAAUGGAGUGUGCCACAACAUAUAUCUAAUGAAGUAGUAAAUCCACCUACGGGAGAGAAAAAGCAGCCAGGAAGACCUUAA
This is a messenger RNA of Nicotiana attenuata, 936 nucleotides long. RefSeq lists its product as uncharacterized. The transcript is spliced from 4 exons. The record is from RefSeq and is a predicted model, not a curated record. Bases 1 to 936 code for a protein of 311 amino acids. NCBI's taxonomy places the organism in Eukaryota, Viridiplantae, Streptophyta, Magnoliopsida, Solanales, Solanaceae.